Rhagoletis zephyria (snowberry fruit fly) is the source of this 4144-nucleotide messenger RNA. RefSeq names its product integrator complex subunit 3 (gene IntS3). The record is from RefSeq and is a predicted model, not a curated record. Lineage: Eukaryota; Metazoa; Arthropoda; Insecta; Diptera; Tephritidae. Gene Ontology annotation, cellular component: cytoplasm.
UGUGUAGUUAACUCGUUUAUGAAAACUGCUGGCUUUCUCGCUUUAGGAUUUUACCCGAAAUUUCAUUUUAUUUAUUUGUCGAUGUAGAUUUUAAAAUAAAAUCCAUUAAAUACUAACACAUUAAAUGAGGCAAAGGCACUGAAGCCUGAAUUAUGAACUAAGAGUUGCAUGUAUCUAAAACGACAAAGAGAUUGUGACUUCGACCGCAACAUUCCCGACCGGGAGGGAGCUCUACAAAUGGAGCAACACAGCAAUCAUAAUAACUCAAAAUUGUUCAUUUGUACGGCCGUUGAUUUUCGAGACGAAUUGGAAGAGCGAUUUGAACGUGCCUACCUAAGUUUACAACAGCAAAUCAAUGGACUCAAUGAAAAGGAUAUGCAUGACAUUUUGUCACAACUCGUCUGCAAGGAAAAGCAACAUGAGGAUAUUUCAAUAGGAUUUUUGUACACAAUGCUUACCGAUCCUGCCAUGGCGCCAAAAGCUUACCGAGACUUGACACUUGUCGCGCGCGACGGAAUGAACAUGGUUGUAUCAAAUCUUACGAUGCUUGUGGCUGAAAAAUAUGGAAAAUUAACCGAUGUAGCACGCCGUCAGCUCAUAUGGUUACUUCGCGAGCUUGUGAAACAUCAGGUUCUAUUGGUAGAAAAUAUUGUGUGGAAUUGUCUUAGACAAGCAGGUGGUGGUGACGUUUCAAUCAAAAAUAUAUUCCUAGUAGAAGGCUUAUUGGACAUCUUCAUUGAGUAUCGUGCCUGGUUAGAGUCACAGGCAUUCCUCGUGCAGACAGUUGUGUACAGCUAUGUUCGACUUAUAGAAGAUCAUGCGAGUCCAUCCUUAACUGCUCUCAGGCAAAAAGAAGUAAAGUUUAUAAUAUCUUUGAUUCGUGAUCGAUUCUUGGACAUAAUACCUUUGGGUAGAGAUUUUGUCAGACUCUUGCAAAAUGUUGCGCGAGUACCCGAAUUCGAACAAUUAUGGCGCGAUAUUUUACAUAAUCCCGAAAGUCUACAUCCGACAUUCACGGGGAUUUGGCAACUUUUACAAACACGUACAAGUAGGCGGUUCCUGCAAAGUCGUUUAACGCCAGAAAUAGAACGGAAACUAACCUUUCUUGCGUCUUCGGUUAAAUUUGGAAAUCAAAAACGUUACCAGGACUGGUUCCAGGACAAAUAUUUUGCAACACCAGAAUCGCACAGUUUGCGUUCAGACUUAAUCCGUUUUAUAAUAAAUGUGAUUCAUCCUACAAAUGAUAUGCUUUGUUCGGAUAUAAUACCGCGAUGGGCUAUAAUUGGCUGGCUAAUAUCAUCUUGUACAAACCCCAUUGCAUUAGCUAAUGCAAAGCUUUCCCUUUUCUACGAUUGGCUCUUUUUUGAUCCGAUUAAGGAUAAUAUCAUGAACAUUGAACCGGGUAUUUUAGUAAUGUAUCAUUCAAUACGAAAUCAUCCAUUUGUAAGCAGUACGUUAUUGGAUUUUCUUUGUCGCAUAAUGAAAAAUUUCGAUGUGCGGCACGAGGAUAAGAUACGUACAGGCGUAUAUAAUUCAUUAAAUAAGAUUCUCGAAAAGCAGGUCAUUCCAAACUUACAGCCACUAUUCGAAUCUCCGAAGUUGGAUCGAGAAUUGCGUAAUUUGAUUCGAGAAAAUUUUCGUGAAUUCGUAUCACCCACCCAUCCUGCGGCACCACUGGUAGCAAUGCCUGCGUUUAAAAAGGAAGCAGAUCAACGUAUACUGCAUAGAGGGCAAGCCUUCUUCGGAGGUCCAUUGGCACAGCAACAUGAAAUAAAUCUACAAAAUAAUUUUCAGCUUGGUUCUAGUGUGAUCGAUUUAGAAACGCAAGGCGUCAUCGAAACAAGCGGGAUAGGCAGUGGUGGUAGUGGUGGUGUCGGUGGUACACCUAUCAUCGAAGAUGAUAAUAAACUAACGGUUAUAUCACCUGAAAGUAAUGAUAUUGAAACCGAAGCUGCUUUCAGCGAAGAUGACGAAGAUAUGUCGAAAGAUGUCAAGAACGAGGAACUUACGGAUGAUGAUGAUGAUUUACCUUUAUCAAAAGUGCGAUUAAAAGAGAAGCCGAUACCGGAGAAAAUAGAUCUACCCGCCUCCAUCAGUGACUCAUUCGAAACUUUCGUCACAAAACGCAACUCAUUUACGUGGGAAGCUUUCUUGGCGGACUUUCGAACAUUACCCGCCUCCGCAUUGGAUGAAACACAGUUGAAUUACGUGAUCUCGAAUACGCAUUUAAUCUUACGCGAAACAUUGCCACAACAAAAUAUUUUUACUGACAGUAAAACAGAUGAAAAAAAUUUGGCAAAGAGUAUAAGCUAUCCACUUUUUGGAUUGUUUCGCUUUCUGUAUGAAAAUGAUGAGAAGAGCAAAAAACCAUUUCAAACAUUGCUUGCAGAGGUAUGCGAGCGGAUUCCCGAAAUCGGUUACUUGUUACUCUAUUUCAUGAAAGUUCACGUCAAACUGCAAACACGGAAAAAUAGCCAACAAGCAGCUCAAUUUAAAACUCCUAUUUAUCGCAUGCUGUGUGAGGCGAGUGGCGAAAAGAUAGACGACUGCCUAGCACGUGAUCUAGAUAUGCUAGAAAAGGAAAGUACGGCAAUAUUCCUGUGGUUGUUACCGGACAUUUAUCGCGAGUUCAAAAGUACAGCCAUAAACAACAACGAAUUGCUGCGUAUCACAUUGAGGUGUAUUGAUGCGAAGAACUUGCGUGACCUGAUCUAUUAUGUGGCGCAGGGAAAACUUACUCUCUUUAAGCAAGAUGGACUGAUCGAUUGCUUGCGAGAAAGCUUGGUUUAUGAAACAUUUGAACAACUAAGUCUCUGGCAAUUGGUGCAAGCGCACGAUGUCCCACUUAAGUGUUUACAGGAUAUCUUACCCGAGCUAGAGUCCUCAAGUCAUCCAGAAGCUCUCAGCUAUAUGCUCUUAUGGCUUAAAAACGAGGAACCGACAAAUGAACUGAUACGCCUUUUGCUCAGUAGAGAGACAAAGUCUCGAGGCGAUCCGUUCGUAACUUCGGCUCUACGCUUCUGGUGUCAGCGGGGCGAGGAAAAAUUGUCAGAAAUCAUAGCAUCACUGCUCACAUCGAAGUAUCCCAGCUCCUCUCCGAACAAGCGGAAAAGGCUUACGAAAGGUAGUUCAGGAUUGAGUAGUCUACCCUCCGCCGAUCAGGUGCUAAGUCACUUAGAGCAUUAUCGACGAAGUUGUAGGCACGGCACGGGCACUGGGCUUUACGUUUACGAUACCAUGCAACGUGCACUACAGGCGGCAUAUACACAUAGUAAUGAAAGCACAAAAAAGCAAUACAGCGAUUUAUUUGCGCUAGCUGCUGAGGACGAAACAACCGCCGUGGGGAGACGUGGUGGCAGUGGGCGUGGUAGAAAGCAACCAACUAGUAAAAAAGAUACAAACAACCAUAGUACGAGCAAUAAGAAAAACUCGGAUCCAGUUAAAACCAUUUACUCAUCGGAUGAGGAAUCAAGCGAAGAGGACUGGCCGAAGCAAAAGAUUUCACAAGCCAAGAAGCGGAAAAAAACUAUUAACGAUUCUGACUGACAGUAUCAACAAGGGUUUUAUUGUUAUGAAGUAGAUCCAUAUAGUAAUGAGAAAGAUUUUUCUAAUUAAAUUGUUUAAAUAAAAAUAAAAUAAAAAGUAUAAACUAAAAUAAAAAAUAAUAAUGCCAAUGUAAAUGUUUCAAGUGUUGAAAUAUUCACGUUAUAUUUUUUUAUUUUUCAUCAAAAAUAGAACUAAAAAGUCGUAAGAAACUUACAAUAAGUCGAAAUAUACAUAUAAAAGUGCGAUAAUCACCGAAACAAUAUAAAUGAAUGUACUACCUUUUUAUUCAAAUUACCACCACACAACAAAUAUUACAAAUGCAUUUGUAUUUUUUCAAUACUACCAUGUAUGUAAUAUGUAUUGUAGGCAAUUUUUUUUAUUAAGAAUUUUGUGAGUUGCCUUGUUUUAUGCGUUAUAGUACUAGUACCAAUACCACUUCAUUCAUGGAAGUCAAAUUAUGUUUUGAUUGUCUUUAGCUAGACAUGUUGUUUACUUUGUAUCAACCUGUAAGUAUUUUCCUAAACCAGUAAUGUCACCGACAGUGAUAACAAAUCAAGAAAUAAAGCUAUAUUCGUACAGUUGAUCGUACAUACAUAUA